Messenger RNA from Erythranthe guttata (spotted monkey flower), 740 nucleotides. RefSeq names its product vacuolar iron transporter homolog 4. Gene Ontology annotation, molecular function: manganese ion transmembrane transporter activity. NCBI's taxonomy places the organism in Eukaryota, Viridiplantae, Streptophyta, Magnoliopsida, Lamiales, Phrymaceae. The record is from RefSeq and is a predicted model, not a curated record. Gene Ontology annotation, biological process: intracellular manganese ion homeostasis.
AUGGCAUGGCUUCGAGCCGCCAUUCUCGGAGCCAACGACGGCUUAGUAUCCAUCGCGUCACUAAUGAUGGGAGUUGGUGCCGUUAAAGACGACAUCAAGGCGAUGAUUCUCACCGGGUUCGCCGGAUUAUUCGCCGGAGCUUGUAGCAUGGCCAUAGGCGAGUUCGUCUCCGUGUACUCUCAGAGAGACAUAGAGAUAGCUCAGAUGAAGAGAGAGAAGAUAAACAAAAAUAUUACUACUACUACUACUACUAAUAAUAGUAUGGGUGAAAACGAGAAGGAGAAGCGGCUUCCGAACCCUUUUCAGGCGGCACUGGCGUCGGCACUAGCAUUUGCGUUGGGGGCCGUUGUGCCGUUACUUGCGGCUGGAUUUGUAACCGAACGUGAGGUGAGGCUUGCGGUGGUGGUGGGGGCCACCACCUUGGCGUUGGCGGCGUUUGGCGGGGUAGGGGCGGUGUUGGGAGGGACUAGUAGGGUGGGGGUGUCUUGUGGUAGGGUGGUGGUGGGAGGGUGGAUGGCAAUGGGGAUCACUUUCGGUCUCACUAAGUUACUUGGCUCUACUGGUUUGGGAAUGUGAAACAUUGAUCAUGUUUCAUUACAUGUAUUUUUAAUUAUUUGUGUUUUCUGUUUUAGUAUGUAAUAAAAUAUUAAGUUUGGUUUGUGGGGGCAGUUUGUAAUUUGUAAUAUUAUUGGGGACAAAUAAAACAUAUGCUCAUGGUUAUCAAAUCGUAAAUCAAAUUG